AUGGCUUCCAUUCUACAAGGCGCGCACUCCUCGGCAGGUCACGACUACGAUAGGAUAAUAGACCAUCACCAUGACUCCUCCUCGUCCGCUUCCGCCUCUCCGACCCCGAGUGCCUUCCCCACCGUUGCCCAAGACGACAACCCUCCGAACGAACCCAUCGUCGAGAUCACGGCCGCCCAAAAGAUGCUCUCCGCCACCUCGGGCAGUCUUCUCACCGGCCUCCUCGUGACUCCCCUCGACGUCGUGCGAGUCCGAUGGCAGUCCCAGUCCUUUACCCAGCCAUCACCAACCGCUCAUACCGUUUCCGAUUUCUCCAAGCUAGCCGGCUCACAUUUAUCCAAUGCCGCUUUCCGGCCCUCGAAUCUCGGCGUCACCGCCUGCUGCCGCGAAGUCUUCUUUGCCAACAACUCCGAUGGAUGCAUCGUCGCCGCCGGGCCGCGCAUUGGCUCUGGUGCCAUCACACCCAGUGCCAUCUCCUGCGCGGUUGAAGAGACAAAGCAACGAAACUUCAACUCUACACUCGACGGCCUCCGCAAGAUCGCCCGCAAUGAGGGCUUCACUUCCCUCUGGCGCGGACUUUCACCAACCCUCCUGAUGGCUAUCCCCGCCAACAUCAUUUACUUCACCGGCUACGACUGGCUGCGUUUCAACACUUCCAGUCCGAUCCAGCAAAACGUCAAGGAGGAAUACGCUGCCCUAGUGGCUGGUGCAGGUGCCCGCAUCCUCGCCGCCACGGCCGUCGGGCCUAUCGAGCUGUUCCGCACUCGCAUGCAGGCUUCCCCGGGCAGCACAACGGGAUCACAUCUCACUCAUACGUUUAGGGGGAUCAAGGACAUGGUUCACGCGCACGGCUAUCGAUCGCUCUGGAGGGGGUUGACACUUACCCUUUGGCGUGACGUGCCGUUUUCUGGAAUGUACUGGUGGGGAUAUGAGUCGAUUCGAGGAACGUUGACGGAUGCACGCGAGGCUCGCUCUAGGGGACGUGGUAGGACACUCGACCUAGAUUCCGAAGACCGCCACAGAGCCCGUCGGAGGUCCCAGUCAAGGGAGAAUCACGCCGAGACCUUCACCGACAGCUUCAUCGCCGGCGCCUUAUCUGGAGCCUUCGCCAGCGUGGCCACCAUGCCAUUCGACGUCGGCAAGACGAGGACACAAGUCUACCGUGACACCGGCACUACAACACAAGCCGCUAUCGCGACAAUGGAGAAGACUGCUGCGAGACCGGAGGAGAGGAACAUGGCAAGACUGCUGUGGCAUAUCUUCUCCACGGAAGGCGUGGCCGGUCUUUUCAGGGGCUGGAUUCCCCGCACGCUCAAGGUGGCGCCGGCUUGUGCCAUUAUGAUUAGCAGUUAUGAGGUCGGAAAACGAGCCUUUAGGGGGAUGAAUGAGCGGGCGGCCAUGAAGGAGCGGGAGGAGCUCGCACAGCAGCAACAGCAACAGGAGCAUUCGAGGGAGACUUGA
Sordaria macrospora k-hell is the source of this 1461-nucleotide messenger RNA. RefSeq lists its product as uncharacterized. Gene Ontology annotation, biological process: mitochondrial transmembrane transport. The record is from RefSeq and is a predicted model, not a curated record. Gene Ontology annotation, cellular component: mitochondrion. Lineage: Eukaryota; Fungi; Ascomycota; Sordariomycetes; Sordariales; Sordariaceae.